This is a messenger RNA of Fusarium falciforme, 1191 nucleotides long. RefSeq lists its product as hypothetical. The transcript is spliced from 3 exons. The coding region runs from base 1 to 1191 and encodes 396 amino acids. The record is from RefSeq and is a predicted model, not a curated record. NCBI's taxonomy places the organism in Eukaryota, Fungi, Ascomycota, Sordariomycetes, Hypocreales, Nectriaceae.
AUGGCUCGUUCAUCGGGAACAGGGCCAGGACAGCCGGCUCUAAACCCUCUGGGGGUGCAAUUCUUCUCAAGCCUCGAGGGCUUGGAGAUAACCUCGUCCGCCGAUCGGCAGCUCAUCCGAGGGCAUAACUUGGUUGGUGCGGCCCGACUGCAGUUCGUCAGGGCGAGCUUCUUUGACGACGGAGCGGGGGAACACGGAGAAGUGCUCGAUGAGAUCGACGGAAUCGAUGUACCGCUAUCCAUGCACGUAUAUCCCUUUCCCCUAGCAGAUGAGUGGGAGAACCAGUGGUUCUUCUUCGACGUCCAGCUCCAUCCGUAUCAACUGCAUUUCCGUCGCAGAGUCGAGGAUGGAGCCGAGUCAACUAUUGGGGUAUGGGAAGACUCAUACGCAAAGUUAGCUCAGGUUCGUGGACAGAUGUGUGUUCAACCGAUCUCGAUAAGGCCUCUUAGGCCUGCGAAUGACAGUUUCCCGACCAUGGCACCGCGUGCUAGCUUCCACGGGCCUGUCGACACCAGAUCAUUCCGUUUCAAGGCUGGAUCGUUGAGCAGCAACCAGCUAAAGUGUUGCGGUUUCAUUCAAUGCAGCACAUAUCUCGUACCGCCCCGUGACAGAGACCCGACGUUCAAAGGCGGCCAGAUGUUCCACAUUCUAGCGUACAUGCCGCAUGAUCAGCAGCCAUGGAAAAGCCGAGUUGAUUGGAUGAAGAGCUCUCCCGAUGGCGGCUUCGCAUCUAGGAAGUGGAUGUACGGGAGAGGCAGCAUCGUUGGUGUGCUGAACCCUGCACUUCUAGAGGAGGAGCUUCAGCCUGGACAAGACAUCCUAGUGGUGCUUGCGGAUGAGUUCGGCUUCACAUCAAGGGCUGCGUUCGAGGGUGCUACUGCGUUGAGGAAGGAAUCUUCUACACAAAAAGCAAAGGCUGAGUUGGGGAAACGGCGGAACCCUUUCAGCAGCAGCCCGGACAGUUCACCAUCUAAGCGCGCCAAGGAUUCUUCGUCCAACAAACGCUCGAAUGGUGGGGGGUCGGAGGCCAGGGACGACGAAUGUAUCCCUGUCGACCCACGGCUUCAACGGGAACUAGCGAAUCACGAGAGGGGAUCAAUUUUUGUAGCAGAAAUGGAGACCUCACAGAGUCCGAGUCAAACAGAGGAGACGCAUCUGCUCCGUCAGCAGAAUGUGAAGAACGACUACUGA